AAAAUUUAUCAGAUGCCUUCUGAACAGGUAAAGGAUGAAUUCUUUGAUGCAUUUUUUAAAUCUGAUACAUUUGAAAAAAUAGAUCACAAUAUGCUUUUGAAAGUAUUAGCUAAUUCUAAAAAUGGUUGGAAUCUUUAUGAGUAG
Funneliformis mosseae is the source of this 144-nucleotide messenger RNA. The record is from the annotation of a GenBank genome assembly. Lineage: Eukaryota; Fungi; Glomeromycota; Glomeromycetes; Glomerales; Glomeraceae.